UGUCGCCCGACCACCUAUUUCUCUCUUUGCCCGAUCGUUGAGCAUCAUACAUUGUCAGGAAAUCUUUAAACAUCAACACGUAUAGGAAUGGCAGACCUUUCGGAGGACGAUCACGCCGUGAUUUUAAGGUAUCCUUUGAAUGACUCACUUGAUCGAUUAGAAAAGCUUCUUCCAAACGCAGAGCAUCACUACAAUGAUGGCACGACAGAAAGCCGCGAAGCCUGCCAUGAUGCAACAUCGAAACUCCUCACCACCUUGAUGGGUGAAAAGUCAGCUUUCCACCUACGUUCACCAACAGGCAAUAAAAAUGUGGCAUCCGAGCUAUCAAGAUUAUUCACCUGCCUUCAAGAUGGCGACUUUAGCUAUGAACACUACCGGACACUAGUACAACUUGUCAUCCAAAAGGCGACCGAUGUUGACAUCUGGAAAGCCGUCCUCGACCUCAUCACCACCGUCUCGCGAACGACCCCUCCGGCGAGUAUACUUCCCACUUCCUUAGGAAUGCCGAUCAAAUCCACCUCAUCAUCACAGAAAGGCUCCGAGCAGACAUGUGAGUUGGUGAAUUCAAGGAUCUUUGAGGAGAUAAGUGGCUGCACAUUUCGAGGUGUCGAGGGCUUCUUUGUCAAGUACUUUGAGGGCAAAGACUGGAGCAACAAAGUGGAUGCCAUCUGUCAACGCGUGCUAGGCCCAGACAGUGAUGGUAAUUGGGCCCAGUUUCCCAAUCCUCCUACACAGAAUGAUGUCCUUGCCUGGUGGUUUCAUCUUCAAGAAGACCUUCUCUCAGAAUCACGCAGCACCUACUACUCCACAGUGAGCAAAGCAGAUCUUACUGGUUCAAAGGCAGAACGGCAAGUUGACCUUCUUUUACAAGCUAAGGGUGGGAGUCCCUUGCAAAACAAACACAACUGGACAGAUAUUCUGGUGGUUGGUGAGCUCAAAAAACCUAAGGAGAAGAUCAGAACUAAAGCCACACUGCUUCAGAUCAGUUGCUCUGUGUGUGAGGUCUUUGCUGCACAGCCCACUCGGCGGUUUGUCCAUGCAUUCACUGUCUGUGGGACAAAUAUGGAGGUGUGGGUAUUUGACCGCGCGGGCCCCUACAGCUCAAUAAUCAUUGAUGUCUACACAGACUCAAGACGGUUCUUUCAGGUGCUUGUGGGCUACACUAUGAUGAGUGAUGAAGAGCUGGGACUGGACAUCUUUGUUGCUAGAGAUGAAGAUGGCAACAAAUCAAUAACUGUCAAAGGGCCUGGGAACUCAGAGGGAAAGAAGGUGCAGCUGGGUGAGAUGCUUUCCUAUCAGCGUGCCAUUGUGUGUCGCGGAACCACAUGUUUUCUUGCAAACAAUGGACAGGGUGUAGCCAAAUUCUCGUGGGUGUCGGACAAGAGGCGGCCAGAGGUGGAACUCCUCGAGUUGGCGGGUCAGAAGAAUGUCCAGGGGGUCGCCAGAAUCAUUGGCCACAGUACCAUCACUAGUAUCGCUGACAUGCGCUGCGGCCUGACCUUCAACAACAAGCACCACAGCUUCAAAAGUGCUCCCCCCAGCACAGUCUCCUCAUUUCAUCAAUCUCAGCCGCUCACCGAUCCCUGUCGCUUAGAUAUCCAUCGAAAAUCAUCUUCCAAGAAACGCAGAUCUCCGGACAAAGGGAUGCAUUCAUCCAAACGAUCGCGUUCCAUCCAUCAACUGUCAAGGGACACUGAGGAGGAUGAAUUAGCUUUCUCCAUUCAGUCGGCACACAAGCCGAGCCUCUUUGAUAGGAAUGAUGAGGAACUCUAUGACAACCGUGUCCUCCGCUGUCUGGUGAUAUCGCCCGCUGGCCGGCCAAUCUACAAGUACAAAUCACCCUUGGAGCUGCUCAAGGCGCUUCGUGAUGCAAUAAAGGCACAUCGGUCUCUUUAUCUGGAUGGAAACAUCCUUCAUCGGGAUAUUUCAGAGAACAAUAUAAUAAUAACUGAUCCAGGCAAGGCAGAUGGUCACUCAGGCAUGCUAAUUGAUCUGGAUCUUGCCAAAGAAGUUGGGAGUGAGCGAAGCGGCGCGCGGCACCAGACUGGCACAAUGGAGUUCAUGGCAAUUGAGGUGCUGCUUAAUAUUGAUCAUACCUAUCGGCAUGAUCUUGAGUCUUUUUUCUACGUGCUUAUCUGGCAGUGCGCCCGUAAUGGCUGGGGGAAGGAUAAGUAUUCUAGAGAUAGUAAACUUCGUGCCUGGUACACUGGUAACUAUGAGGACAUUGCAAAUGCCAAACUUGGUCAUAUGAGCAAAGCUGAAAACAUGGGAUUUGGAUUCAUUUUGAGGGAGUUCCCUCCAAAAUUUCAUGGCAUUGUAUCACUUUGUCAGGUCCUACGAGACAUUCUCUUUCCUUACAAUGACAAAGGUCUUAUUGUUGGCACUCCUCAAGACCCAAACCGCCUGUACCAUCCGAUCAUCAAGGCUUAUGAUGACGCGAUCACCCAGGUUGAACUUGGAAACCUCACUCAUGAUAAAUCUAUUUAGUGUGCUCUCAGAGUUAAAGUUUCUAUUGAUUUGUUGCCGCAUUCACAGUCUAUUUUGAGUGGAGGGAUUUUGUCUUAGGGCCUGUUCGGUGCGGCCGUGUGUACUCAUUCUUUUUGUACAGAUCUCCACUUUUUUUAAAAAGUACAGAGCGUCUGUACUAAUAUUACAGCUGCUUUUUACAAAGUACAGAUGAAAAAGGCCAGGUGUUCAGUGGAUUGAGCAUCCGUACUUGCAUCUUUUGCGAAGAUCUUAUGAAUAAGCAGUAUUUAACUUCAACAGUGUGUGAUGAUGUAGAAUAGCACUUUUAGAGACAAUAUAGUGUGGAAUAGUGUAGAAUAGUGUUCAUAGUGAAGAUAGUUAACUAAUAUUAGUUAGAAGGAAGCUCACAAAAACAUGUUCUUUUUGAAUGGAGUCCAGAGUCAG
Messenger RNA from Blastomyces dermatitidis ER-3, 2910 nucleotides. RefSeq names its product serine/threonine-protein kinase Sgk2. Gene Ontology annotation, molecular function: protein kinase activity; ATP binding. Gene Ontology annotation, biological process: protein phosphorylation. The transcript has a single exon. The coding region runs from base 88 to 2487 and encodes 799 amino acids. Lineage: Eukaryota; Fungi; Ascomycota; Eurotiomycetes; Onygenales; Ajellomycetaceae. The record is from RefSeq and is a predicted model, not a curated record.